Messenger RNA from Phymastichus coffea, 1282 nucleotides. RefSeq lists its product as uncharacterized. Gene Ontology annotation, biological process: detection of chemical stimulus involved in sensory perception of smell; sensory perception of smell. Gene Ontology annotation, molecular function: odorant binding; olfactory receptor activity. The record is from RefSeq and is a predicted model, not a curated record. Gene Ontology annotation, cellular component: plasma membrane. NCBI's taxonomy places the organism in Eukaryota, Metazoa, Arthropoda, Insecta, Hymenoptera, Eulophidae. The coding region runs from base 11 to 1198 and encodes 395 amino acids. The transcript has 9 exons.
UUGAACACGUAUGGAUUUGUUUGCAAGUGAUUAUUGGAAAUUAACGGUAUUCCUGCAAAAAUCAAUAGGCUUUUGGGUAUUUCGCAAGGAACAAUGGAAAAAUUAUAUCGCUUGGAUUUACGUUUACGGGUUCACGAUGUCAUUUUCCAUAUCGAUGGGAAUAAGAUGGGUGAACGAACUUGGAGUUAAUUUAGAUAUCGUAGUUGAAAAUGCAGUCGGGGAAAUGUAUCUGUUGUUAAUUUUUACUAAAUUAACUGCCAGCAUUUUAUAUAGGAGUAAGUUAAAAAGUCUAUAUAUUCAAAUAGCAAACGAUUGGAAAAUUUUGAUAGACACAGAAGAGUUGAAAAUAAUGCACAAGUACACUGCGGUAGGCAGUAAAAUGGUCAAGCUAUACUCAAGUUACAUGCUAACAGGAGUAACAUUAUUUUUGUCAAUACCAGUUUUUUCUCCGCUUCUUGAUUACGUUUUUCCUCUGCCAAAUGCUACUCGUCCAAAGUCGCUCCCCUAUUACGCUGAAUAUGGCAUCGAUAUCGAAAAAUAUUACUAUCCGAUGAUUACUCAAGCUAUAUUUGGUGGAGUCGGAACUAUUACAGUAUUUGUGACCUUCGAUCUUGGAUUUAUAAUGAUUGUUCAGCACGUCGUAGCUCUCUUCAAUCUUGUCAAUUUUCGUUUAUCUAAAGCUGCUAAAAUAGCUAUUACUAUGGAAGUUGACAAUCAAAAUAAUACAGCAAAAGAUUAUGCUGCUCGUCGUCAUAUUGUUAAUGCUAUUGAGUUACAUCAAACAGCAAUUGAGUACGUUCAAAUAGUGGAAGAUUGUUUCAAUGUAAAUUGGCUUAUUAUACUUUUCUUGAACAUGGUAAUGGUUGGAGGUGGAAUGUUUGUAUUACUUUUUAAGUUCAAUCGACCAGAAGAAUCAGUCCGAUAUGCUGUAGUAGUUGGUGCAACAUUCAUACAUUUUUAUUACAUUUUUCUACCAGGGCAAAAGAUUAUCAGUUCCAGUGAGAGUGUGCUUGAUUAUUGUUACGCAUGUAAUUGGCACAACUUGUCGGAAAGGACGAAAAUUUUGAUACAAAUAAUGAUGAUGAGAAGCUUAAGACGUUGCGAAUUGACUGGUGGUAAAAUGUUUGUAUUGUGCAUGGACACUUAUUGCAAUAUGAUGAAAACAGGAUUUUCCGUAUUUACAGUUCUUCAAUCGUAAAUAGAAGCAUAUUAAAAUAGUUAUCGUCAAAUAAAAUGCCAAUGUACAACACAAAUAAAAGAAAGAUUAAUAGCUACGUAGCUG